GAAACGCAGAAAGUGUUGCAACCGUCCCCGCUCUCCCCUACCUUAAGUCGUGCGCGACUGAAACUGCUGUAGCGCGCGGAAGUGAAUGCGCAAUGAUUUGUGUAAUUUUGCGGCUCAGAGUUUGAUCACGAUCCCGGUCGAUGAUCAGAGGCGGAGCGCCGCCCGGUGUCUCAGAUGAUCGCGGCAGAUUCACACGAUCGACUGACUCUCACCAGAUCAGAGGAAGUUUGGCAGCGCGCGCGACACAUCCGUGUGCUGCUGCUGCGGCUCGUGAAACGGACCGAAGAGCACUUCUGAAGCCACCAAGCAGAGUUUAAAUGGGAGCAGGAGACGCUUUGACUGUAAAAAGGCGCUCUUUUGGGCUGCGCUCCAUUCCUCGACGGAGGGACAUGUUGGCGUGAUGAGCGGGACCGCGAGUGAGUGAUGUGCCUCUGUCUGUCCGUGGUUUAUUCCAGCAUGUGUUUGGAGGCGGAGUGACGGACUGACAUUCAUUCUUCAUAUAAAAGGCAAGUUGAGCCGCUGAACGUCAGAAACUCUUGCGCUAUCGAUCAUGAAUACGGCGAAGGCGCUGAAGAACGCGCUCGCGUGUUUGGUCAUUCUGCCGCGUUUCCUCGUCGCCGCGUUCAUGCUGUGGUGUCUUGAUUUUCUGUGCGUGCGGAAGAGAGUUCUGUUCCGUCUGAGGGACGAUGAGGACGACGACGAGGAGGAGGAGGACGAGGACCCUCCGCUGUGCAUCUCCGACAACAACCGCAUGUUCAGCUGGGAGUCGCUCAAGGCGGUUUUCCACGGACACAAGCUGGACUGGAUGAAGUCGGCGCGCCUCGGCCACGACGCGCCCAACAGCCAAGUGGUUCCGCUGGCGGAUCCGAAGCGCAAACGCGUGCUGGACUUCGCGAGCGCCCAGAGGCCGCUGGUGCUGAAUUUCGGCAGCUGCAGCUGACCGCCGUUCAUGAAGCGUCUCAAGGCGUUCCAGCGGCUCGUGCUCCAGUACGCGGACAUCUCCGACGCGCUGGUGAUCUACAUCGAGGAGGCGCAUCCGUCCGACGGCUGGAUCAGCUCCGACGCGCCGUAUCAGAUCCGCCAGCACCGGAGUCUGGAGGAGAGACUGAGCGCCGCGCGGCUGAUGGCGCGGGAGGCGCCGGGCUGCGCGAUAGUGGCCGACAGCAUGGAGAACUCGUCCAACAGCGCGUACGGAGCUUAUUUCGACAGACUUUACAUCGUCCAGGACGGGAAGGUGGUCUACCAGGGCGGCAGGGGGCCGGAGGGCUACCGGAUCUCCGAGCUCCGACACUGGCUGGAUCAGUACCGCAAGCGGCUGCGCGACGCCGUCAUUCGCGUGUAAAAGUGAAGCGACUUGCCACUUUUCACAGAGAAACCAGGGUGCGAAUUACAGCUCGAUUAGGCUCGAUUUCCACCCGACGGACGCGGCGCGGGCGGAUAGAAAGUAGCCUGCGCGUAAUGUGAAGACUCAAACGUGAAGGUGCAUUUCCGUUAAAUUGCAAUUUUGGCUGGAAUGAGUCGCACUAACAUCACCCGUGUGUCCAAGUGCAUGUGCAGAGUUCAGAUGAGGGAGAGAGUUCACCCUCUUUAACUUCGUGCUGUUGAACUGAAUCUGAAUCUGCUAAAAUAACCAGAAGGUCAAUAACAAGCACUGAAAUAAUGUCCUUCAGAAGCUGUUGUCUAUUUUGAUUUCUAGAUAUUUUAUAUUAAAUAGCGUAUAGCACUAUUAUAAACUAACACGAUGGAAAAAAUGAAUGCAAUUUUAAAUUAACAUUACAAGUAUGUGACCCUGGAGCACAAAACCGGUCACAAGUAGCAGGGCUAUAUUUGUAGUCAACAACACAGCGUAUGGGUCAAAUGAUCCAUUUUUCUUUUCUUAUAAAUCAUUAGGAUAUUAGGAUCAUGUUCCAUGAAGACAUUUUGUGCAUUUCCUGCCGUAAAUAUAUCAAAACCUAAUUUCUGUUUAGUAAUAUGCAUUGCUAAGAACUUCAUUUGGACAACUUUAAAGGUCGAUUUUCUCAGUAUUUUGUUUUUUUUUUCACCCUCAGAUUUUCAUCUUGGCCAAAUAUUGUCCUCAUUUAUUCAGCCUUCAGAUGAUGCAUAAAUCUCAGUUUCAAAGUACUGACCCUUAUGACUGGUUUUGUGCUCCAGGGUCACAUAUAAAGGCAAAACAUGCAAAAUGAAGCUCUUGUUUUGGGAUUCACCCCCCAGCCUCGCAGUGUAAUUCGCACCCUGUCGGAGCUGCUAACGUUAGUGUUCGGGGAACAGCAGAGUUUCCAGGACUGAGUUCGUCCUCAUUCGUGUCUCGAGAGCAUCUUCGUGUGUUCGUGCUCGUCAUGUGUCCGUUCUGUAGAAAGGAUCUUGUUGUGCGUAAAAUGGUCACUCUCUUUCCCUCCUGUAUUUUUUGUGAAGGUCGAUUUUUAAAAGGUUCACAACCAGAAGAUCGACACUGAUGUCUAAAGUACAGGACGAAUACAUGUAAAUUAUUCCUUUUUAUCAAAGCCAUUUUGUAAUAAAACAUUUCACCCCGA
Molecule: messenger RNA, 2531 nt
Organism: Labeo rohita (rohu)
Lineage: Eukaryota; Metazoa; Chordata; Actinopteri; Cypriniformes; Cyprinidae
Gene: dio3a
Product: iodothyronine deiodinase 3a
Exons: 1
Molecular function (GO): thyroxine 5'-deiodinase activity
Source: RefSeq, a predicted model, not a curated record